AUGGCUGGAGAUUUCACCUCGAACCGCAGUAUUGGAAUAAUCAUUGUGGAAGUUUUGGUUUGUGCUCUGAUUGAUGGGUUGUCUCUCUUCGGAAACGUGUUAGUAUCUUUGGCUGUGAUUCGCAGCCCAAAGCUGCGCACUUCAACAAACAUGUUCAUACUCGCGUUAGCCAUCGCUGACAUUCUUAUGGCAUUAAUCUGCAUCCCUAUAACUUGCGGGAUACUUGUAUCAGAAGCCUGGAUCAACACAAGUGUCCUCUGUGAUAUUCAGGGAUUUUCUAUCCUCACUCUGGCUUUCAUGUCAAUAGGCACUUUAGCGCUAACGGCUAUUAACCGCUUUUUUCGAGUUGUGAAACCUGUCAUCUACAGACGCUUCUUCACAAAGAGAAACUCUCUGCUUCUAAUUGGGACGAUGUGGUUAUUGAUCAUCGCCUUUUACGCAACUUUGCUUCUGAGCAAAGCGAGUUACAUUCGUUACGAACCUAGUUACGCAACUUGCGCAGUUGCGCACAGAUUUAUGCAAACAUUGGUGGAAUUUGUGUUUGUUGUUCUAGCUUUCAUAGUUAUCGUUGUGAGCUACACUCUUGUCUUCAACAGAAUACGAAGACAUCAUCUUUCGUUUGUUUCGUCUCUGGUCGGCCAACAACGGAAUUCGAGUAUCUCCGUAGAAGAGAUAAAAAUUUCCAAGCUUCUUUUCAUGACUGUGCUCGGAUUUGCCAUUUGUUGGAUGCCAAGUUUAGUAAUUAUCACAAUGGACCGUAUAUCACCCGACACCACCCCCCCAAGACGAAGGACUUUGCUGUGCACAUACCUCAACUAUCUAAGCGCGGCGUUAAACCCUCUAAUAUACGGCGUCAUGAAUCGUUCCUUCAGAGCAGAAUACAAAAGGAUCCUUCUCUGUCGCAAGAACCAGAUUGACGUAGCUCAGAAUGGCACCAAAAGUCUUCGGACAUUUACAAACACUGCACGCGCAGCAGUGAUCUGGAAACGAGCCACAGAGAACAAGACGCAAACGGCAAAAGUCGCGCUCGCGUCGAACAACCAAAAUGACUGUAAGAAAACGUCACACGAAGAAAGAGAGGAUUCUCUCUUGCAGCGCUUACGAAGAUCUUCAGAUUGUUCAGGGGUGAUUUCGUUUUCCCAUAUUUCUCGUACUUCUACACCAACGUUAGAGUGA
Pocillopora meandrina is the source of this 1176-nucleotide messenger RNA. The record is from the annotation of a GenBank genome assembly. Lineage: Eukaryota; Metazoa; Cnidaria; Anthozoa; Scleractinia; Pocilloporidae.